Molecule: messenger RNA, 4248 nt
Organism: Symbiodinium natans
Lineage: Eukaryota; Dinophyceae; Suessiales; Symbiodiniaceae
Source: the annotation of a GenBank genome assembly
AUGGGCCAGGUACCUUUUGCCGGCUACCUUCAUGACAUGGGGGAUGGAGCAAAGCUGGAAAUACAUGAUGCGAUUCCUGCGACGGAGUCCCUUGACAAAGACACCAAACUGCUCAUAGCGGGAAUCGUUGCCCGGGCGACCACAUCCUGGAAAGCGGACUCUAUUUGUGAGGAUUUGUCGAACGGCAUGAAGCAGCACUUCCGCCCCAUAAGUCGCGACUCCUCACAUCUGACAACGCGGCACAAGCUUGCCAGAGUGGCGGCAUCAACUGCGAGCGUUCUCGUCCACGCCGGGCAGCCCACAGACGAUAGCACAAUCGGCAUGGCAACCGAGUGUGCCAUGAUGGCGGCGAAUCAUGCUUUUUUUGGAGUUGGAGGCGACGCCAGUCUCAGCGACACACACAUACGCUUCGUCUCUGCACAGGCGGCAGCCCUCGCGGCAGCUGAAAGGGCCGCUGCAUCGGCUGCCCGCGGCACGGAGAUUGGAGUGGCAGCUGCAGAUGCCGCAAAAGGUACAGACACACCACUUCAAGCUGCAGCAGAUGCUGCCACACAAGCUGCUGCUAUUGCCGGAGCAUCGAGGUCAAAGGCUGCAGAUGCAGUAAUCGCAGCUCUUCGAAGUUUUAAUUUGUGUCCUGGGGAGCAGUCCAUCCUGGGUGCAGAGCAUGUGGCGAGAGAAGUUGCUCGUAAAUGUGCUCGAACAGCUUCGCCGUUGGAAUGCGGACUUGAAGUCGAUAUUGCUGCAAGCAACGUGCUUACUGCCUGCAGUGCACCAGUGGCCUUUGUCAGGUACGCGUCUCUGAAGGGUGUCACCGCAGUGGCCGAGGCUGUAGCACUUUCUGGAGCCACUCCGCAGGCAGUAUCGACAGCAGUCAAGCUUGCGUUGAAGGCUGCUGGAGCACGCAAUUCUUCGACCCUCUCAACAGCCAAGAUUGCCAGCAGGGCUUCUGCAUUUGCCAAAGCCGCAAGCUUCGGAACCCCUGUUGAAGUGGGAACUGCUGCCAAAGAAGCAGUAGGCGAGUUUACGCAGAGCACAGUUCUGAAGGAGUCCGUGGCCACUGAGGCAGCGGUGCGUGCAAUCAUUCGGCAGAAAUUCACACAGGGCACGUCCGAAGAUUUUGCCGCUCGGCAAGCCCGUGAAGCCGCCAACGCUACAGGCCCCACAGGAUCUGAACACGCAGCGUUGAUCUGCGGGACUGCAGUCGAAACGCUGACAGAAUACAUUCCAGGCUUCGCGAGCGCAAAGGACGUCGGAACAGCAGCGAAGAACCUGGCCCUUUCAAUAGCCGCGACAAUUCCUUCAAACUUGGGUGCCGGCAGUUCGGCUUUCCUUUCUUUGCGACAGGCUCUGUAUCUUGCUGCCGAGUCUGCGGCCGGAGCGGUUUUGCAGCAAGAGAUCCGGGAAGGAUUUGGUGCUGGGAAUAUGCUGAGCGAAGCCAUUGCGCAGGCCAAGCUGGCAGUCACCGCGGCACCGAUGUCGGGAAGGGAUUUUGCAAAAGUUCUCGGUGACGUUACUGUCAGGGAGUCGCUUCGGAGAGGGCUGAGCACAGAAUCCAUCGCGAAGCUGCUGCAAGAUGGCACCACUAUUGUGCAGCAGUCUUUUGCACACCAGGGUGACCUGCUAGCCGUAGACAUCUACACGUCCACGGCAAAAUCAGCUGCCCAGGCGAUGGCAGAGGCAAAUGUUCAGUUUGGACUUCAGCCAGCAGCGAUUCGUGCCCGAUGCAAGAAGUUAUUGCAGAACUUGGGUUUGCCUGAAGAUGUAGUGGCCCACCUCGCAUCCGCAUCCACCCUGCAAGCAGUGACUCACGGUGUGCGGCCGGAUAAGGCUGGAACUACUGCACGAAUGGCCAUUGGGUGGAGCUUGUGGCAGGAUAAAAGCUUGCCAGCAGCCAAGAAGGCAGCGAUAGCGGCAUCAACGGCACUGGCAGCUCAAGGAUCUCCUCCAGGAGUGAUGACCGAAGCAGCUCGCACCGCUGCGAUUUCCACAGGCAUUCCCUCCCCUGCAGCAGCAAGAAUCGCCAUGCGUGCAUCCGCGGAUGCGGCGGCCACGUACGCAGCGAACCAGGGAGCCUCCCCAGUCGCGGUGGGCACUGCAGCACACGAUGCAGUUGUUGGCGCACUAGCUGCCAGCAACACGUCCCGCACCCAUGCCUUGCUCGCGACCGCAGUUCCGGCUGCAGUGCAUGCCAUCACUGUAUCGACCGGCAGAUUGCGCAGCGAAGUGCUGGGGAGCAGAGCGCGCUUGGCAGCGGACGGCGCCAUGGGCAAGGGAGCAGGCAGAGCAUUUUGGGGGGAUGCCUCUACAGAAGCUGCUCGGGUGGUCGCGACUGAGGCUGCCAAGAGAGCUUCCCUGGAGGGCCGGCUCCCCUUCCAGGUGGCUCUGGCUGCCAAGGAUGCCGCAGCAACUUUCCUGCACUGUGCCAUGGUUCCAGUGAUCCUACUCCUCAAUGCUGUGGCCCUCUCAUUGGCCGACAGUUGCAGGGAUGGCAACUGCUCUCGGCAGGUCGGACCCAUGUUGCUUCAACAGCGCAGCAGCAUUGCACAAUCCCUAGGAGUGGGGCACACCGUGUACACCUUCGCCUAUCAGGGCUGCUACAUGAAUGAAGGGGCGGCACGAGUGAAUGGCCAUCUGGUCGGAAUAACCAUGGACAGUUGCGCGGACCAUGCUGUCUCCAACGGGCACGACUACAUAGGCAUGGAGUACCCGCAAGCAUAUGAGAGCGGGGCUGCGCAGUGCUUGACAUUCGCCGCGGUACCAUCGGGCUGGCAGAAGGCGAGCGACUCCAAUUGUGAGGCAGAAGUCUUCGAGGGGAACAGGCUUGGAGAUAGAGUGCGAGUGGCCGCGUACCGCAUUUCCACGAUGCCACACCGAGAGCACCCGUGCGGCCAAUGCACUUGCUCCGCAAGCCUUACUCAAAAGCACGCCUCACGGGAAAUCUCCCGUAGAGGCACAUUGAGGGAACUAGGUGUUAGCAUGGGCGCCACCGUCGCAAUGAACCUCGGUGGCGCACUCGCAUCAAUCCCUGGUGUGGCCAACAUUCCCAUCGUGGGCGACGUGCUCGGUACAAUCUUUGAUGCCGAGCCACUGUCCAACCAAGAAGUCAUUGACGAAGUGAAGAAUGCCAUCGGCGACCAGACAGUCGAGCUGAAGCAAGCAAUGGCCGACCAGACAACAGAGAUCGUGAAUGAGCUGCAGUCUGCCCUGCAGGAAUCGACAGAGGCCCUCAUGGACAAGAUGCAGGAGUUCCAGCAGGAGACCCUGAUCGCCAUCGGGCAGCUGGCUGACAGGGCCGCGGCCCGGCAUCAAGAAACGAUGGACUUUCUCCGGGAGCAGGACUUCGGCGAUCACUACCGGCAGUGCAUGGAGUAUGUUUCAGACAUUGUCGCCAAAUAUGCAGCUUAUCGACGCUUUCGGGAGGGCCUGGCCCGCAGAGGCUCCCUUUGUCUGGAUGAAAGUGAGGCUUGCAAGUGCCACUUUGUGCACAACGUUGUGGUGCAAGCGCGGGCGUACGAGAAGUUCUUUGGGGGAGAGGGUGUGGACAGCGAGGUGGGUUUGCAGCGGCUCCUCCGGUGCGUCCUACCAACAGGGUUCUCCUCUUCUUUGUUGGAGAAGUUCCGUGAGGCACGGCCAGUUGAGGCGAGGCCCAACCGCGCGAUGGCACUCGCUCUCACGCGGGAGCUCAUGGGUGCAGUCCGGUUGGGCUAUGAGCUUCAGGAUGCAGCCAUGGCCGUGGGGGGUUUGGACAUUAAGGCCCGCCUGCAGAUGGCAAAGGACGUCCAGGCACAGUUCGACUCGUUCUUCCAGCACUUUGCAGAGCUUUUCCCGGCGGGCACGGACGGUAGGGAUGUCAUUGUAUCAGAGAAGGCAGUUGCCGUGCGCGUCAACAGACUGCUUGAAGCGGGACCCAUGGGUGCCACUGCCCAAUGUAACAUGGCGUAUGUGGACCGCUGGUGGCACAUAGAUCCUUGUAAACCCCGUUGGGGAUACUGGACCUGCCCAGGCACUGUGGCACCUUGUGCAAACUCUCCUGAUAAACAGGCUUGCGCGCUGGCGACUUGCAUUGACAUCCCCGGCUGUGUCGAGUUCGCAUUGGAGAAGGAGCCGCCAAUGGUUUGGUCUGGGGCCACGAAACCUGAGUCUUACCUUUUCGUACAUGGUACAGGCAGCGGUUGCGCAGCCAGUGGCACAGAUCAUUGGAUAGAUGGCUAUUUGGUGCUGCGGAAGGAUGCCUUCUUCGUCGAUUGA